GCAAAGCCACCUUUAGAGAACAGUUGGCGUUUGUUAUAUUACAGCAAAUAAUGGAGUGGUUGCACUUCUUACGUACUUGAUAAAACUUUCAAAAAGAAGAAUCUGCCAUGAGUUUUCAUCAUCAUUUCCCUCAACUCGCCUAGGGGCUAGGGCCUUGUUGAAUUUCUCUACCGAACUAUAACAUCAACAUGAGCAGUGAAAUUUUCCAUGAAUUCAAGAGGCAAGCUUCCUAUUUCUUCACGGAGAAGAUUAAAACUGCCCGGUUGGUUCUGACAGAUGUUACACCUGCAGAAUUAAUGACAGAAGAAGCUACAAAAGGAAAUACAGGGCCACCAGACAUACGUACCAUGGGAGUGAUAUCUCGGGCUGCCUUUGAAGUUGAUGAUUAUUGGAGAAUUGUGGAGAUUCUACACAAGAGGUUGUUUAAAUUUGAUAGAACGAAUUGGCGAGAUUUUUACAAGGCUCUAAUUCUAUUGGAACACCUUCUAACCCAUGGACCACGGAGAGUUGCUGAGGAGUUUCAGUGUGAUAAAGAUGUUAUUAAGGAGAUUGGAAACUUUCAGUAUAUCGACGAGAGAGGAUUCAACUGGGGAUUGAAGGUUAAAGACUCAUCUGAGAGGGUAUUGAAGCUUCUUGAAAGUGAGACACUUCUCAAGGAAGAGAGGGCUAGAGCUCGAAAGCUAACACAUGGGAUUGAAGGGUUUGGGAGCUUCAGUCAGCGGUCCUCUUCAAAAGAUGCAAUCAUGAAAGACUCAGCUUUUCAAAGAUUUGGGAGAUCUAAUUCUCACUGUAAUGAUGAUCAAAAUCCCGAAAAUGAGUUAUUGGUCUCAAGCGAAAGUCUCAUCAAGCAAGGGACUAGAACAGCACAGCAAACUCAUGAGGGUAUCAACUCAGUGCUUAAGGAGCCAGAAAAUGAAUCAGACCCCUGGGUUGGGAGAUCUAGUUCACACUGUAACGAUCAUCAAAAUCCCGAAAAUGAGUCAUUGAUCUCAAGCAAAAGCCUCAUCAAGCAAGGGACUAGAACAGCACAGCAAACUCAUGAGGGUAUUAACUUAGUGCCCAAGGAGCCAGAAAAUGAAACACACCCAUGGGUUUCCCAAGGAAUUAGACUUCGGAUAAAUGUCUAAAGCAACAGUCUAUUUGCUUGAUUGGGAGCUGUAGAAGGUCAACUAGUUAAGGUGGUCUAUAUACUCUAUAGUCUAUAUUCCCUAUGUUAAACAGUUGCUCUUAUUUUACCCAAAAAAAUAAACAGUUGCUCUUAGAAUA
Molecule: messenger RNA, 1266 nt
Organism: Quercus robur (English oak)
Lineage: Eukaryota; Viridiplantae; Streptophyta; Magnoliopsida; Fagales; Fagaceae
Exons: 4
Coding region: 189-1127 (312 amino acids)
Biological process (GO): endocytosis
Cellular component (GO): endosome; clathrin vesicle coat; plasma membrane
Molecular function (GO): clathrin binding; phospholipid binding
Source: RefSeq, a predicted model, not a curated record